Molecule: messenger RNA, 1378 nt
Organism: Mesitornis unicolor (brown roatelo)
Lineage: Eukaryota; Metazoa; Chordata; Aves; Mesitornithiformes; Mesitornithidae
Product: ELAV-like protein 2
Exons: 4
Cellular component (GO): ribonucleoprotein complex
Molecular function (GO): RNA binding
Source: RefSeq, a predicted model, not a curated record
GUUUCCUAUGCGCGACCAAGUUCAGCUUCUAUCAGAGAUGCAAAUUUGUAUGUUAGUGGACUUCCAAAAACAUUGAUUCAGAAAGAUCUGGAACAGCUCUUUUCCCAAUACGGACGCAUUAUUACUUCUCGUAUUCUGGUUGACCAAGUCACUGGGGUAUCAAGGGGCGUGGGGUUUAUCCGGUUUGACAAGCGAAUUGAAGCAGAAGAAGCUAUCAAAGGCUUGAAUGGCCAGAAACCUCCAGGUGCCACAGAGCCCAUCACUGUAAAGUUUGCUAACAAUCCAAGCCAAAAAACCAACCAGGCCAUCCUUUCCCAGCUGUACCAUUCUCCAAACAGAAGAUACCCGGCGUCUCUAGCUCAGCAGGCUCAACGAUUUAGGUUGGACAAUCUGCUCAACAUGGCUUAUGGAGUAAAGAGGUUUCCUCCAAUGACCAUUGAUGGAAUGACCAGUUUGGCUGGAAUUAAUAUCCCUGGACAUGCAGGAACUGGAUGGUGUAUUUUUGUAUACAAUCUGGCCCCUGAUGCUGAUGAGAGUAUCCUCUGGCAAAUGUUUGGACCCUUUGGAGCAGUAACCAAUGUGAAGGUCAUCCGUGACUUUAACACUAACAAGUGCAAAGGAUUUGGAUUUGUGACUAUGACAAACUAUGAUGAGGCAGCUAUGGCAAUAGCCAGCCUGAAUGGAUACCGCCUUGGGGACAGAGUAUUGCAGGUCUCCUUCAAAACAAACAAAACGCACAAAGCCUAACAAGUUAUUCUCAGUGCAUUAAUACAUGAAAACUAUACAACAACGGCAAUUUACAAGAAGCUUUAUGCAUUAGUAAAUGCCUUUGUUGUAUGUCAGUGUGGAUAUGGGGAUAAAAUGACUACUUAGCAUCCUAAGAAUAUGUGAGAUUUUUUAUUGCUAAUAUUUGAAUUAAAAGUUCUUAAAUAUCUUUUGUGUUUGAAUAUUGAAAAGAGGUACAGGGUUUUUACCUGUUACAAUGCAUAUUCUAUUGCCUUCUUUGAAGAAGGUGGACCUUUUCAAAUGUUUCAGCUGAGGAAAGAAGUUUUUUGUUAUUACAUGACUGCCUUUUAAAAUAUAAGUAAAUAUUGAGGCUUUGUGUUAUACUUUUUAACUUUUUUUAUUUUAUUUGCCUUGUGUUUAACAUAACGUUUUGAUGCAUUGCUGUUUUGUUGUUCAAGAAAAGUAUUUGAGGUUUACAUUUUAUUUAUAAAGUUAUAAGCAGUAUUUAUUUUAUAAUUAUCAUUUGGGUUGGGGAAUGGGAACACAUUAUAAAAGCUUAUUGUAAGAAUACUGGAGAACUUUUCGUAAAGCAGUACCUUGCCAAAGAGAUAAGAGCCUCUUUGAUGUGGGUUUAAAAAAGCAUCUAUUUUUA